AUGAAAGUCUACGAUCUCAAGUCCGGCAACUGGGCCAACAGCAGCAUAGCGAUGAGCGGUCAGUACCAGCGCCUGAUUCCCAACUCGCCCUUCCUGGACAGGAUGCAGCACCUGGCGUCGUUCUCCGCUGUGGCCAACAUCGAUCUGAGCCAGCACUUCAAAAGCAGGUUCCCGGUCUCCCGCAUCACGCAUGCCACAUACCACAACGGCUUCCUGUUUGUUGUCAGGUCGGAUGGCAAGGGCAAUGACGAAAUCGUGAAGCUGCAGGUCGGCGUCAAGUCGCUCAAGUACAUCUCGGUGGUGUAUCCCCAGGCCCAAGUGUACAACCUCUUCGGCUGGGAUAACUACAUCCUGUGCUCUCCUGGUUAUCGCGCGUGGGUGCUGGAACACCACGGCGACUUCUCCGUAUUCGUGGACUUGCUUUCGGUCCCCCUGGACACGCUGCCCGAGCUGGCAAUGCCGUUGCUCACUGAGCCCUCGGUGCUGUCCGUGAUGCUGGCCAGCCACAACAGCACCGGCUUCGGCAAGGUCACUCUGCUGCGCAACGCCUAA
Messenger RNA from Acanthamoeba castellanii str. Neff, 552 nucleotides. RefSeq lists its product as uncharacterized. The coding region runs from base 1 to 552 and encodes 183 amino acids. The record is from RefSeq and is a predicted model, not a curated record. NCBI's taxonomy places the organism in Eukaryota, Discosea, Longamoebia, Acanthamoebidae. The transcript is spliced from 6 exons.